This is a messenger RNA of Microplitis mediator, 6222 nucleotides long. RefSeq names its product potassium voltage-gated channel protein Shab (gene Shab). The transcript is spliced from 8 exons. The record is from RefSeq and is a predicted model, not a curated record. Gene Ontology annotation, biological process: protein homooligomerization; potassium ion transmembrane transport. Gene Ontology annotation, molecular function: protein binding; delayed rectifier potassium channel activity. NCBI's taxonomy places the organism in Eukaryota, Metazoa, Arthropoda, Insecta, Hymenoptera, Braconidae. Bases 997 to 4644 code for a protein of 1215 amino acids. Gene Ontology annotation, cellular component: voltage-gated potassium channel complex; membrane.
UUUGUUGGUCUAGCCGAAUUGAAUUGAUCAUCAUUUGAAUUAAUUUGACGUAAGAUAAAUAUGAAAGUUUGACAUCGUAAUCAACUGUCAUUCAGAAAAAUGUCUGAUGUGAUUAAAGAUGCAGAGAGUAGGGUGUAGAAAGUUAACUAUAUUGGCCAGGCAAGCGCAUUGCUGGCUCGUGUCCAAGUAAGCGCCUCGUCAUGAACAAACAUGAAGCCAGCAGUAGAAGCAGCUGAGCGGUUCAGUCGUGUAGUCCCGUCCUCGGGGAUUACGAGCUCCGCUUCCUUGACCAAAUUAAAAGUGUUUGCUUUGCUAAUAUAUAUCUGUAAAAAUACAUAUAUAUGAACAGAUAUACAAGUUAUUUUUUUUUUCUUAAACUUUUUUAAAUUUUACUCUCGUCGUUUCCCAGAUCUGUCACCCGGAGUUUUUUUUUGUGUAAAAUUGGAAACGUCGUGUGUUUUUAACUGACAGACGGAAAAAACAUAUUAUAGAGAGUCGGAAGGAGAGAAGUAAGAGAACAAGUUUAAAGAAAUUUAAGAUAAAAGUUAUCUACGGAAAGAAGAAAUAAAAAAACAGACAGAGAUAGAGAAAAAGAGAGAGAGAGAGAGCAGAAGAAAGCGCGCGACGCGACCCGUUUCAAGGGGCACACAUGGCAAUCGAUAGUGGAGCAAAUCGUCGUUGCUCGCAGCGCCCAUGAAACAAGUGGUAAAGCACGUUUCGCAAGCUCCGUCGACUAGAGCGUUGAUAGUUUACUCGUGACGAAAUAAUGUUGGGCUUACGAGUGUGUGACGUGUUGUUGAGUAUAAUUCAAAAGAAGAAACCAACGAGUAUUUCUUAAAAAGAUUAUGAGGUGGCUCAGAGCCACACUGUUGACGGUGGCGGAGAGGUGCUGCGCCGACGGAUGAGAGCCAGGUGCUGAUCAGGCUGACCGCUAGUCGAUCCGUGUGGUUACCCUGAGCCGCAAUAAUAAUAAAAACAAAAUAAAACGUUCAUCUGAUGCUGAACGAUCGGAGAUACGAAGAAGACGCGGGAGUGGAUGCGGAUCGAAAUGGCAAUGGCUAUCUCCCAUACCACCACAUGUCGGGAAUCGAGGGAUUUAACUUUGACAGUGACAGAACUCUUACCUCUUCGAUGGCAGCCUCUGGAGCAGGAUCUACGGGAACAGGAACGGGAACGGGACCAGGGACAGGGACGAUCGCAGGAGGGACUGGAAUCGGUACAGGUGUCGGUUGGAGCAAAGAAGUACGUUAUGCACCAUUCACGAGUGUCAACUCGGCUGUACCAUCGGCAUUACCACCGGCACCGGCACCGCCACCGCCGCCACCACCACUUCCUCUUCCUCUUCAGAUGCAGCAACGGACUUACUCCCGAUCCAUGACCUCACUGCCCCCAGAGCCUUUUAUGAUCAUGAGAUCAAAGGCUUUGAACAGGCGUGUCUCGAUAAACGUCGGUGGCGUUAAACACGAAGUAUUAUGGCGUACUUUGGAGAGGUUACCGCACACAAGACUUGGACGUCUUCGAGACUGUAAUACCCAUGAGGCAAUUACUGAAUUAUGCGACGACUACUCACUUAUUGAUAAUGAAUAUUUUUUUGAUCGUCAUCCGAAAUCAUUCAGCUCAAUAUUAAAUUUUUAUCGUACGGGUAAACUCCAUCUCGUUGACGAGAUGUGUGUAUUGGCGUUUAGCGACGAUCUUGAAUAUUGGGGUGUCGAUGAAUUAUAUUUAGAGAGUUGUUGUCAGCACAAAUACCAUCAGAGAAAAGAACAUGUACACGAGGAGAUGAGGAAGGAGGCUGAGUCGUUGCGGCAAAGGGAGGAGGAGGAAUUCGGGGACGGCAAAUGUGCGCAAUACCAAAAGUGGCUGUGGGACUUGCUCGAGAAACCGACCACGUCCAUCGCUGCCAGGGUGAUAGCUGUGAUAUCAAUUCUGUUUAUUGUGCUAUCGACGAUUGCACUGACACUCAACACCAUUCCUAGUAUGCAAGUAAACGAUGAGAAGGGUAACUUUCAAGAUAAUCCACAACUAGCGAUGGUCGAAGCGGUAUGCAUUACGUGGUUUACGCUAGAAUACGUGCUUAGAUUUAGUGCAUCGCCAGACAAAUGGAAAUUCUUCAAAGGCGGUUUGAAUGUAAUAGACUUACUAGCAAUAUUACCGUACUUUGUGUCGCUGUUUCUCGUUGAGACAAAUAAAAAUGCAAAUGAUCAGUUCCAAGAUGUCAGACGUGUUGUACAGAUAUUUCGUAUAAUGCGUAUUUUGAGAAUAUUAAAAUUAGCACGUCAUUCAACGGGGUUACAAAGUCUUGGUUUUACUUUGCGAAAUUCGUACAAAGAACUCGGGCUACUUAUGCUCUUUCUCGCAAUGGGUGUACUCAUAUUCUCGAGCCUUGCAUACUUCGCGGAGAAAGAAGAGCCCGGGACCAAAUUUAUAAGCAUUCCGGAGACGUUUUGGUGGGCUGGAAUCACCAUGACGACCGUAGGUUACGGAGACAUUUAUCCUACGACUCCUCUUGGCAAAGUGAUUGGCAGUGUAUGUUGUAUAUGUGGUGUCCUGGUAAUUGCGUUGCCUAUUCCCAUUAUUGUCAAUAAUUUUGCUGAGUUUUAUAAAAAUCAGAUGAGACGUGAAAAAGCGUUAAAACGUCGUGAGGCAUUGGAACGUGCUAAGCGUGAAGGCAGUAUUGUAUCAUUCCAUCAUAUCAAUUUGAGGGAUGCGUUCGCCAAGAGUAUGGAUCUCAUUGACGUCAUCGUCGACACUGGCCACAAUAUGUCAGGUGCAGACGGUAACAGCGAAGACGGGGAAUCGACGUGCGAACGUGGACCAGCACAGACAGGAGCCGGUUGCUAUCGUAAUUACGAGCACUCCAGUAGUAUACCACGACAUCGCAGAAGUGCCUCUUCAUCAUUCCCACAAGUUACUAAUGAUAUACCUACUACUCCAGACAGUCCUAAUCGUCGACUUCUUGACUUUGCGCAAAAUAUACCGGCCUCUCAGAACGACGAUUACUACCACGAUGAAAUGCUCGCUCAACACUCGAAUCAAGGCAAUACUACACCUAGCGAUGAAGAUAAAAAAGACAGCAGAAAAUCCGAGAAAUUUGAUGAAUUCCCUAGUGAAUUUGAAUGUUGCUUUUGUACUACAAAGGAAUACAAAGAUUAUAGAGACGCUGAAGAUAUAAUGCCCCUUGCGACAAGUGAUUUUCGUAAUCCUGUAUGCCAAGAAAUGCGUUCGCUGAGAGAAAGUAGUGUUGAUACGAGUGCAUUUGGUGAUUUAUUCUCAUACUCAUAUUCAUCACCGCUGAGACAAAUAACAGCAAUUGCUGCGUCAUCAGCACCAGUAGCAGCUAUUGCUGCACCAGUAUCCGAGCCAGUGAGCACCCCGGCGACGGCUUAUCCGUCAAAAUCAUCGUAUAAUGAACGUGGUAGCGUUGAUAGUUCUGAGACCUACGCAACUUGUCAAACUCAUCCAUUUAACUCCCAAGAAUUGCUUGGUGAUGGUGAUGGAUCCAACGAAGCUGACAGUAAUCUAUACAUAAAUCCACUGGAAGGCGCGGCUGACAACAAGUGCCGCGAAAUAAAUAACGACAAAUCACCUAUCGUAGAUCACCAGUCCACACUAUUUUCGCCGACAUCUACUAAUACGAAUGCUAGUGAAUUUUCAAAGAGCGUUCAAGUUCAACAUGACUCCAUUAAGGCCAGUGUCAACACCGAUACUUUGCCAAAACAUCGAAAAACUCGUGUCGCUAAGAGUGCAUCAGGACGUAGACCCACAAUAAUUGAUCAAGAUAGUAAAAGUAACACAACGAAAUCACCUGAUGGCCUGGAAGACAACAAUAAUUCUUAUGUAGGACUUCGUGGUGGUCGCGCUACUGUGCCUGGCAAUACAUCAAACACAUCACUGACGAGUCUCGCGUCUGCAUCACGACUGAUAAGCCAACAACUAGUCGGGAAUACAACCGGUAGUACUAAGCAAUAUGGCACAGCAGGUGGAAACAAACUGUCACUAUCAGUCGAUUCAAUAGACAGUGAAUCAAUGAUGUCGUAUAUAACAAAUCGGCAUCAUCGCGCCAAAUCUAUACUUAAAAAAUCCGAAAGUACACGAAAUGCAUAUUACAACAACGGAAACGAAUUGGACGGUGAUACUGAAAAAUUAAUAAUGGAUAAUGCGAGUCCAAAUAUGAAUACAGUUCGGAUACGUCAGACGCCUUCGUUUUUUUCCAGCCAAGUCCUGGGUUCAUUAUUACGUACAAAUAACAAUAAUAAUAAUAACAACAACAACAACAACAACAACAAAAAUUCAGCUAAAUUAUUAAGUCCUUCGUCAGAUGAACGUACCACAAAACGUAGUCAAUUAAAAUCAAUAAUGUCUAUUGAUAACAAUAGAAAUAAAAGUAAAGAGCAGACGACGACAAUCGAUGUGAAUAAUCAAGAUUUAAAUUCACGCGCCACACAAACAAUUAAUGACAAUCAAUCAGUACAACAACAACAACAACAACAACCACAACAACAAAUUACACGUCCUAUAAAAAUUCCGAAAAAAUCAAGACGUAAUGUCAUUAAUGAGAGGAAAAAAGCAUCGAGUGCUGGUGAAAGUUCAACUGACAGCAGCUCGCAUCGUCUUCCUCACGAUUCGCAUCGACGUCUCUCAUAAAAUUUUAUCUAAUAUUUUAAUUAAUUAAUUAUUAUUUAAACAAAUAAUUAAUUAACAAAUCAAUCAAUCUAGUUUCCCUGAUAAAUAUAUCGUAGCUGGAUGUUUUAGCUUAGCAAUAAACUGUUUUAAAUCCUUGAUAUAGUUUAUGAAAAUUAUAACAAUAUAUAAAUAUAUAAAUUAUUUUUUGUUAUUGUUAUUAUUGUUGUUAAUAAGUUGUUAUUUAUUGUCAACAUUCGCACAAUAAUUUAAAUAAUACGGAGAAAAAUAAUUUGCAGUUUAAAAUUUAAAAUAAUUAACUAUCAUCUAUAUAAUUUUAUUUUAACUAUCGCUGUAUAAAUUGUACAAAGAUAAUUGAUAAUUAGUUGGUAUAGAUUUUAAAAAUUUCAAAAGUCUAAUGCAUAUGUAAACUCAUGAGCUUGAGAUAUUUUAAAUAUGAAAUAAUAGAUUAAUUUAAAAUUAUAUCGCAUCGCUAAUUCCAAAAGGACAUAUUUUUAUACGCCCUUUUGGCUUUAGGAAAUUGUCUAAUUUUAGUUUCUUUACUAAUCGUUUUGUAGACUUAUUUUAUAGCUUAAAUUUGAAACAAAAAUUUUGAAAGUUCAAGGGGCAUAUGCUUAUAUUAUACGCCCUUUUGGCUUUCAAAAAUUUUUUUUCCAAUUUUUAACCUUAGAAUAAGUCUACAAUAUGAUUAGCAAUUAAAAAAAAAAUUAUACACUCUUUUGGUUUUAAACUUAGUGACAAAAAUCGAAUGGGUGUAUAAAAAUGAGGGGUGUGCGAUUCGAAUCAAAUAAUUAAAAUUUCUGAAUUAUUCGAAAAAUUACGAAUAAUACACGGAGAGAAAUUUAUGGUAACGAUUCCUAGUACGUUUAUGAAAUAUCAUCCCAUACCGUUAGGGUAAUGAUUACUUGGAAUUAUGAGAUACAGGUCCAUAAUUUCUGGGAAAAGUUCCCUUAAGUAUGGGAACAAUUCCCGUCAUUAUGGUAACAUUUCCAAUAUCGCAUGUGAAAAAAUUAUGGUAAUGAUUACCAUAAUAUUAUGUUUAUGGUUACUAUAAUGUUAUGGUAAAUGUUACUAUAAUAUUAUGGUAACGAUUACUAUAAUAUAUAUGGGUGUCGUUCCUAUAAUCGACAUUUCAAAAAAACCGGUUACCAUGCAUUAUGGGAACCAUUCCCAUAAUAUAUUGUAAUUGUUACCAUAAAUUUCUCUCCGUGUAUGAAAAGUUUCAAAUUACUCGAACAGUUACGAAUAAUUCGAAAACUUAUGAAUAAUUUAAAAAAUUUGAAUUGUUCGAUUCGAAAUUCAAAUCGAAUAGUUCGUAAGUUCGACAAUUCGCACACCCCUAAUAAAAGUAUGUCUUUUUGGAAUUAGUGACGCGACAUUAUAUAGAUCAUUUUUUUUACAUAUUUUACGUUUAUUUAUUUAAUGAGUAGAAUUAAUAAAAACUGUGAAUAAUUUUUUUUUUUUUUUUUGACAGUACAUUUAUAAAAUUUUUUUUGUAAAUAUAUUUUUCUCCGUGUAAUCGAGUUAUACAAUAGAGACAACGCACAUUUGUUGAAUUUAAAAAAUAUAUAAACAGCAAUA